AGAGAAACAGGAAGCAUAGCCUCAGUGUUGAUCUGAAAUGUGUCAGUAUAUUUCCAGCAAAUUUCUUCAUUUUUGUCCAGCCCACUUCCUCCUUCCUCUAUCUGUGCUAUACUUUAAGCAAAGACCUCACGCCACUCCAAGUUACAGAGAUACUGCAACGCAAGUCUGAGAAAGGACAGCAAUUGAAAAAACACUUUUAUUAGGAAUGUUUUUCCUGAAAUUCUUCAUCUUAUCCCUAAUGCUCUCUGUCGCUGUGGGUGCAAAUGACCCAAUCCUUCUCCAGUCUCCGAGUGUGAAAUGUGUCACCAAGGGUCACACUGCCCGGUUACAGUGCACCAUGAAGAAUGCCACAGUGAAAGACACAGAAGUUCACUGGUAUCUGAAACAACCAGGGAAUAACAAGAAGUUGGUUUUAAAACAUGACACGAGGAACAACACACAACAGAGCUCAGGAUUCACUAAGCGAUUCCAGUCUUCCAGACACACCUACAGUAACAGCUUCAUUCUAACCAUCACAAACAUGCAGCCCAGUGACAGUGGUCUCUAUUUCUGUGAAAUUUGGAGAGAUAUCAGAGGGAAUGGAACCCAGCUGACUGUAACAGAUUCAAAUCCCCCAGUCCUUCUCCAGUCUCAGAGCCUGGAAAGUGUCACCGAGGGUCACACUGCCCGGUUACAGUGCACCAUGAGGAACGCCGCAGUAACACAUACAGAAGUUUAUUGGGUGCGGGAGCAAGCAGGGAAUAGUAUGGACUGGGUUUUAACACAUGAUGUGAUGAACAUAGCACAUCGGACGUCAGGAUUCCCUGAGCGAUUCCUGUUUUCCAGAGACUCUUCCAGUAACAGCUUCAUUCUGACCAUCACAAACGUGCAGCCCAAUGAUACUGGGGUUUAUCACUGUGAAGUAUGUGGAAAUAUCAGUGGGACAGGAAUCCAGCUAUGUGUAACAGAAAUAACUCACCUUUGGAAGACAAAACUUGUGUGGUUCAUUCUGGGAGCUCUGUUUGGAAUUAGUGGAUUAAUUUUAUUCAUUGGAUACACAUGUCUGAGAAAAAAGCAGUCCUCUACAUCACAAUCCGGAACAGCUGAUGAUCCGGACACAACUGCAGGCUACGAAAAUGUGAGAACGCCACAGAACUCACAAAAUUUUCCAGAAGAUUCCAAUGCUACGUACACGACACUACAGCCAAUGGAUCAAUCUGUUUACAGCAACCUUAAAGAAACAGACAAGAAAUAAACAGCUGACAGAUGAACCGCUGAACAAAUCUUUCCUGAGGGAUGAAGACACCAAAUGGAUAUUUUGAUCAAGAAAGAUCAUUGGACCAAACAAGUCUGUUCUCCAUCUUCUUUCCCAAUCCCCUCUCCUGUUCCAGAAGCUGAUCUGAUAUGCUGCUGCCCCCAGUUUGUCUGUUCACAUCAGCACCUCUCAUUCGUUACACGUUCCACAACUAGAUCCAUCUUUGAGUAGCUUUCAUUGAUUCUUUCCUGAAAUGUGGGUCUCAUUGGCAAGGCUAGCAUUUGUUCCCAAUCCCUAACUGCCCUUGAGCUGAUUGCUACUUUGGGCCAUUUCAGGGGACAGUUAAGAGUCAGAUAUAUUACUGUGGGUCUGGAGUCACAUGUAGGCCAGAGCAGAUAAGGAUAGGGACCUACAUGGGAUUUUACAAUCCUCAGUGAUAGUUUCAUUGUCACCAUCACUGAGGCCUGCUUUAUACUUAACUUUUAACCAAGUUCCCAGAUGAUUAGCCAGUGUUUCUUGAUUAUUCAUCCAGUGACAAUUCUGCCUGACCACAAUCUCAGAAUGAACAUUACCUAGUGGGAUUCAGACCGACUUUAAUCGUUCCCACUUCACCGUCUUCUGUUCCUCUUAGUUUUUCAUCAAUUUCCUUUGAGACCCACCUUCACCAUCGUAAGAAGUUUAAUUUGAUCAAAGUGAAUUAUUCUGCAUUGCUUCCACAAUCCCCCUCCUCUCAUUCCUUGCUCCUUCCCUCACUCACUGCCCCUAAUCUCACUUACCCCUCCCUCCUUACUCACUCACAUCCCUCCCCACUCAGUGCACAUUCACCCAUUCCCUGACCCCUCCCUCACUCCCUGAUGCCCCUCACUGUCCCUCCUCCUCCCUCAUUAAUUCUUCUCUCCUUCCAUCGAUGAUCUGAGGGAUACCUCACUCUCUCUCUCUCUCUGUGAUGAAAGAACCGCCCUCUGGGACUUUGAUGAUGUUACCUUUUACCUUGACUGUAUGAAGCACAGCUUUCCCCAGUGUAAACCUCCAAAUUGCAGUUUUGGAUUGUGCUGUGCUGGACUGAAGGACACAAACUGUAAUACUGAAACCAAUUUCUAGCUGUGUUUUUGAUGAGUCAGCACAAGGUUUGGAUGUACUGCAUCACACUCACUGGGAUUGAGUUAUUUGCUGGUAAACUAUUUUCACUGAGUUAUUGUAAAUGAUUUGGCCACAGUAACAUGACAUCAAGAUAAAAUUGGAAGCACUGGAUACUGCAAACGUAGUGUCCAGUUAUAGUAUUGAGCCUUUGUGUUCCAGAACUUUCCACACCCACAGCCAAGCUGUUCCAGUACAAUUACAACACUGGUAUCUACCCAACUGUAUGGCAAAUUGCCCAGGUACGUCCAGUACAUAAAAAGCAGAACAAAUCCAAACCAGCUCAUGACCGCCCCAUAAGUCUACUCUCCAUCAUCAGUAAAGUGAUGGAAGGUAUCAUAAACAGUGCUAUCAAGCAGCACCUCUUCAGCAAUAACCUGCUCAGUGACACCUAGUUUGGGUUCCACCAGGGUCACUCAGGUCCUGACCUCCUGGCCUUUAUUCAAACAUGGACAAAAGAACUGAAUUCCAGAGGGGAGGUGAGAGUGACAGCCCUUGACAUCAAGGCCGCAUU
Chiloscyllium plagiosum (whitespotted bambooshark) is the source of this 2885-nucleotide messenger RNA. Lineage: Eukaryota; Metazoa; Chordata; Chondrichthyes; Orectolobiformes; Hemiscylliidae. The record is from RefSeq and is a predicted model, not a curated record.